Messenger RNA from Plasmodium yoelii, 1791 nucleotides. RefSeq names its product kelch domain-containing protein, putative. The record is from RefSeq and is a predicted model, not a curated record. The transcript has a single exon. Bases 1 to 1791 code for a protein of 596 amino acids. NCBI's taxonomy places the organism in Eukaryota, Apicomplexa, Aconoidasida, Haemosporida, Plasmodiidae. Gene Ontology annotation, molecular function: protein binding.
AUGUCGGAUAUAUCUGAUUUUUCAGACAUUGAUGAUUUUUCAGAAAAUGGAAAACAAAACAAACUUUUUAAAAAGAAAUCCCAAAAAUCAACAACAUCAAAAGAAAGUGAUUCAAACAAAGAUGAUACUUUAGACAAACAAGAUAGCACGAAACUUGUAAGCAGUGUUGAAAAUGAAGAUAAAGGAUUACUUAUGCAAAAAUCAGGAACGAUUGAAUCAGAAAAGAAUUUAAAUUUAAAAAUAGGAUCAACGGAAGAUAAUACAUUAUAUGCAACUAAUUCGAAAUCAUUUCAAAAUUUAGAUAACUCUACAAAGUUAAAAGACCAGCAACGGCGAACUGAUGGUAUGAAUCCACGAGUAGCUGAUUGUGUUAUGUCACCUCCAGAAUUCUUUAUAUCGCAUAUUUAUCAUGAUAACAAAGUUUUUAUGAAAAAAUAUGCUCAUUCAAUGAUAGAAUAUGAAAAUGAGUUUUUUAUUUAUGGUGGAAUAAAUGCUAAGAAUGAAUAUUUAGAUGAAUUCAUAAAAUUUACAUAUGGACCUAAUACAUUUACUUCCAAAAAAUUAACUGAAAAUCCGGGAAAGAGAGCAUAUGCAUCAAUGACAUUAGCAUAUAAUGAUGAGAAUUCCCCAUAUUUAUUAUUAUUUGGUGGAUUAUGUGGGCCAAAUAUAUUAGCAAAAGAUUGUUAUAUGUAUGACAUAGCAAAAGAUACUUGGUCAAAAUAUUCUCUUAAAUUAGACUCUGUUCCAGGAGCAAGAUAUGGCCAUGCUUAUACAUAUUGUCCUAUUACAUAUGCAACAAUAAUUUGGGGAGGCUUAAAUAGAAAUAAUGAGUUACUAAAUAGUGGACAUAAAUUUGUUGGAGGAAAAUGGUCCGAAAUGAAUAAUAAAGGUACAUGUCCAUCCCCUAGAGCAUUUUCAUCUCUUGCUUGGUUAGAUAGAACAACAAAAGAUAAUGUAAAUUAUAGUUUUCUUUAUUUAUUUGGUGGCGAUUUAACAAAUAGAGGUACACCAACAGAUGAAUUAUGGGUAUAUAAUAUCAAUAAUGAAAAUUGGACAUUAAUAAAAAAUUCAUCUGGUGAAAUACCAUGCGCAAGAUGGAAACAUGGCUCUGUUAUGGUUGACAAAAAUAUGUGGAUAUCAGGGGGUUUAUUUUCUGGAUGGUUUUCAAAUUAUACUAUUCCAGACUUAUAUGUAUAUGAUGUUCCUUCUAAUUGUUGGUUUCACUGUCAAAUAGCAUCUAAGCAAAUCCAUAAUUGCUAUGAUUAUGGUACUUUGAAUUUGCAUUCUCAAACAAAAGCCUUUUUUUUAUUUGGCGGAAAAAAUUACAAUAAUGAGCCCAUUUCAAAUGUAUGUAGAUUUGCACCGUUAUGCACAAGUGUAUCAAUUACGAUGAUGAGAAAUGAUAUUAAAAGCUUUAAUAGUUUGAUACUCGAAAUAAAGAAAGAAACUGAAGAGACUGCAAAUAAUGUAUCUGAGAUUCAAGAAAUUAUACAUAUGUAUAGUUUAGAUAUAAAAGAUUUUAAAAUUUUGUUCGAAGCAUUAACACGAAGCAUACAAAUUCUUAAGGAAAAUGUCGAGCGUAUUGAUACCGAAUUAUCUAUUUUAAAAGAAAACAUUGCUACCAAUAAACAAAAUUCAAUUGAAAAUGCGGCUAUAGAAAAUGAAAAUGAAGACCCAGAAAAAAUAGAAAAAACGGAAGAAGCAGAAAAUGCAGAAAAUACAGAAAAUGCAGAAAAUGCAGAAAAUGCAGAAAAUGAAAUAAAAGCUGAGGAAAUAACGUCUGUUCAGUAA